Messenger RNA from Indicator indicator, 2310 nucleotides. RefSeq names its product LFNG O-fucosylpeptide 3-beta-N-acetylglucosaminyltransferase (gene LFNG). Gene Ontology annotation, cellular component: Golgi membrane. The record is from RefSeq and is a predicted model, not a curated record. Lineage: Eukaryota; Metazoa; Chordata; Aves; Piciformes; Indicatoridae. The transcript has 8 exons. Gene Ontology annotation, molecular function: O-fucosylpeptide 3-beta-N-acetylglucosaminyltransferase activity. The coding region runs from base 1 to 1110 and encodes 369 amino acids. Gene Ontology annotation, biological process: regulation of Notch signaling pathway; pattern specification process.
AUGCUGAAGAGCUGCGGGAGGAAACUGCUGCUGUCCCUCGUGGGCUCCAUGUUCACCUGCCUCCUGGUGCUCAUGGUGGAGCCACCGGGAAGGCCGGGGCUAGCCCGGGGGGAGGCCGGCGGGGCGCAGCGAGCGCUGCAGAGCCUGGGGGCGGCGGCGGCGGUGGCCCCUUCCGCGGUUGGGGCACAGGGUUCCCCCGGUCUCCGUAGUUUCGCCGACUACUUCGGGCGGCUGAGCCGAGCCCGAAGGGAGGUUCCUGCCGCCCCGCCGAGCCCUCCGCGGCCGCCGGCCGAGGACAUCUCUCCUCGCGAUGUCUUCAUCGCCGUCAAGACCACGAAGAAGUUUCACAAGGCACGGCUGGAGCUGCUGCUCGACACCUGGAUCUCCCGUAAUCGCGACAUGACCUUCAUCUUCACAGAUGGGGAGGAUGAGGAGCUGAAGAAGCAAGCACGGAAUGUCAUCAACACCAACUGCUCAGCUGCCCACAGCCGCCAGGCCCUGUCGUGCAAGAUGGCUGUGGAGUAUGACAAGUUCAUCGAGUCUGGCAGAAAGUGGUUCUGCCACGUGGAUGAUGACAACUACGUGAAUGUGCGAAUGCUGGUGAAGCUCCUCUCCAGCUACCUCCACACGCAGGACAUCUACAUUGGGAAGCCCAGCCUGGACCGGCCCAUCCAGGCUACGGAGAGGAUCAGUGAGACCAAGAUGCACCCUGUGCAUUUCUGGUUUGCCACGGGCGGAGCAGGGUUCUGCAUCAGCCGGGGGCUGGCACUGAAGAUGAGCCCAUGGGCCAGCGGGGGCCACUUCAUGAGCACCGCGGAGAAGAUCCGCCUGCCUGAUGACUGCACCAUCGGCUACAUCAUCGAGUCUGUGCUGGGGGUGAAGCUUAUCCGGAGCAACCUUUUCCACUCACACCUGGAGAACCUCCAUCAGGUGCCCAAGACAGAAAUCCACAAACAGGUGACACUAAGCUACGGUAUGUUUGAAAACAAACGCAAUUCCAUCCACAUGAAGGGAGCCUUCUCCGUUGAGGAGGACCCAUCCAGGUUUCGCUCCGUGCACUGCCUGCUGUACCCCGACACACCGUGGUGCCCUGCCAACGUGGCUUACUAGGAGGCACAAGUCCCCUCCAACCUCGUCCCGAGUUUCCCCGGUAUCCGACGGGCAUGCGGGACCCGAGUGCGGGUGUGUAGGUCCGGCCUCGCCACGAGGCGGAUGGACGGAUGGACGUCGUUGCUGUGGUAUUGCACAGUGUGUGUGUACUGAAGGCUGCUGUGCGGCCCCUUGUCCCCUUGUCCCCUGCCUGCCCGGCUGCCCAUGCCCGCUGCCUGCUCCAGCCAGGACAGUGGAGAGGGGAUGGGUCCUGAGCACUUAACCAUGGGGCACCCUUGUGGUGCUGGUGGGCCCUACGCCAUGCGUGGGGAGCGACCACAGGCACUGCGGGGCUCUGCCUCCCCCGGGCUUGCUUCUCCUUUUUCAUUCCUUUCAAAUGUUAAGUUUUUUUGAUGUGUACCUCCCACCCUUGCCUCUACCCAUCCAUCCCACUCCCAUAACCUCUCAUCCCGUCUCCCAGUCCCAAAAAUCUCAGCAGCGAAGCUCCAGCUCCCAAUUCCAGUGAAGGGUCACAGGCAAGGUUUGCUCCCUGGUUUGGUGUGCAGGCAGAGGAAGCCUCCCAGCUGUGGCCAAUGCUGCUCUAUGGUGUUGCAGAGCUGCUUGGGUGCUUGAUGGCUGCACUGGAGGGAGAUGGUGGGGUGGGCCGACAUCACUGGCUCCAGUUCCCAGAGCUUCCUGUCUCUGGCUGAACUGUUGUUGGCAGCAUCGACCUGUGCAUUAUUUAUAGAGAUUAAUGUAAAGACUUUCUAUAAAUAUGGAGGGCGGGUGGAGGGCUUCCCUGGAGCUGCCAGUGUGGUGUGGGAGAUGUUUGUGCAGAUCUCCCUUCAGUGCUGCCUCUCUGCACCUCUGCCAUGCAGCACUGUAAGAUCCACUCAGGGCCUAGGUUGGUGUCUCCAGCCCUGCCAUGGGGCCACAGCAUCCUCGAGCCCUGGUCUGGCUGUGGUUGCUGCUGGGCUUGUCAGAGCAUCCAAGGCACUCAGCUGAACUGGCACCUGCCAUGGGCAGGGAGUGUUUCCCAGCCUGACUGUUGCUCUCUCCCUGCCAGGGAGGGAUUCAGAUGGGGAAGGAGAGGGACCUCUCACCCCCCAUGCCUUACCUGCUGCCGCCUGCCCUGAACCCCUCGCGGUAAGUGGGCUGAGCUGGAGCUGAACAUUUCCAAUCUGAAGCUGAGUGAAAAUAGCCCAUAAUGGGUGCGUUGUA